Messenger RNA from Babesia microti strain RI, 3489 nucleotides. RefSeq names its product conserved Plasmodium protein, unknown function. NCBI's taxonomy places the organism in Eukaryota, Apicomplexa, Aconoidasida, Piroplasmida, Babesiidae. The transcript is spliced from 3 exons. The record is from RefSeq and is a predicted model, not a curated record. Bases 1 to 3489 code for a protein of 1162 amino acids.
AUGACAAUAGAUCCAGAAAGAAACAGCAAUAUAUCGUGUCUGGCACAUGGCGAUCAAGGAAUCCAUAUUAAAUACUUAAAUUCAGAAGUGUUGGAGAAUUUUUCAGUGAUAAUUUUGCAGGAAGGAGAUAAUGUGGGCAAUUUUGUAGGAAGAACUCGCCCCUACCUCUCCCCAGACCAAUUCAAAUCCUUUUACCACUCAAUAGGAUGUAAAGGUUCAAAUCAUUCUGGCUGGAAUUAUAUGGAAUGGACAGAGGUUGAGGGUAGAUUUAUUGGUACAUCUUCAGAAGAUUCUGGGCCAAUUGCUGUCAAUGAAUUUAUCGUUGCAGGAAAUUUCGAACACAUUUCUCUGGCUAUAAUUGGUAAACCAAUCAAAUUCUUCGAUAAAUUUGGUCAAACUACUAUAACUAGUACCUAUAGGGGAUUAUUGGCAGCUGAUGUACUGCCAUUAAACACUAAAAAUUCGAUUUCAGAAUCUAUAUAUUCUAUAAGGAGCAAUUUUGUAGCUUUUUGUAAAAAAUUUCCUCAUAAUCGCACAAAAAAUCUCAACUUCAUGGACAAAAUUUUGGAAAUUAUUACAACUAAUAGCCCAAAUAUAGCUAAUACUUCAAUCAAUUCAAUUGUUGAAACUCUCAAUCAUGUAGACAAUGCUGCUGCUUAUAAAUCACUAUUAAAUUAUUUGCUUGAAUCCAAAAAAUCUUAUAUUUGCAAAGAAUGUAUUCACUUUAACCAGUCAUACCAUAACAAUUGUACACGCAACAAAUUUACUAAAUACUCCAACUGCUAUACCCACAACUGUUUAUAUGGCAUUAAACUCAAUAUUUGGUAUGAAAUAAUUAAUUAUUUGAGUGCUGAUAAUAUUACGGAUUUGGAAAUUUUGACACUAAUGGCAAUUCACAAAUCUCUUGCAGCGCUCAUUUAUGGCAAAUUAAUUAAAACGUUUCAAGAUGGAAAUAAUGCUAAGUCGCUGAAAUUGAUCAGAUGGUUACAUCCCAUAGCAAAUAUACUUGCAUUUCAGGGUUUCAAAUUUAAGUGGAAAUUCAUAACCGAUACUACACAAACAUACAUUACAAAUUGGAUGGUCAUAGACAAAGUACAAUCCAUUCAAGACAUUGAUAAGCUGUCUACAUUAGAUAAUUUGAAAGACUUUACGCUUAACAGCGCCUUUAGAGAUAAACUAAUCGUUUUGAUUGGUAAAUUCAUUGAAGAAAUCGCAGAGAAGUUUGAACAAUCAGUAACAAAUCGUGAUUAUUGGUCAAACAUACUAAUCAUCUGUGCUAUAACACGCACACUAAAACUAACAGAACUUGAAUAUGGCUUUGAAACUUUUAAAAAUAUGGUGUCAAAAAUUGUUACAAAUUGUCCAACCCACUAUACCAAUCAGUGUCUACAUGUAAACCAUGUGUCAAACAAUAACUUGAGUGAUACAUACAAGUUAAUAAUGUUUGUAGCAUACUUGAUAAAUGAUACCCUGCAAUUUUUGAUUGACUGGCAAAAGAUUUUGCAUGUUGCAUUAUUUUCGUUAUCAAAUCCAUCAGAAUUGACCCGUCAUUUAUACAAUGACACUAGAUACUUAAGAUAUGAAUUUUGCAAUUUGACUGGAUUAUUGCUACCAACAGCCCAAGCAGUGAAUAGUAAAAAUGCAUUUAAGCAUGGACCCAACAAAAUUGUAAAUUAUUUCUCUAAAUAUAUCGCUGACACUUCAUAUAUUGUGGAACUAAAAUCCUUCCUAUGGGCGGCACACAAAUACGAAAUAGCAGAGGAAAUAAUAACGCUAUCUGAAGGAAAAUCAGUGGCUUCUAUACUUGCAGAAGUUGAGCUGGCGAUCCUUAAUUCCACACAUAAACUUUUUAUUGAAACUCAACGCAAUUACUAUUUGUCACAAGUAUAUCAUCUUAUCCUAUUGCACCAGGAAGAUAACUUUGAAGAUCUACUUCACUCGGAUGAUUUGUGCAGAUUUCUAAUUGAUGGGUGUUUUAGCAACAAUCCUACUACGCUAGUGAUAUCCAGUAGGGUAUGUGAAGGCCUAGGAAUUGAUGGAGAUAAUAAAUUGGGUACAUGCUGGUUAGAUGAUCUAGAUCAGUCGAUGGAUGAUCAAGAUAACAAUUCACUUAUUAGAUUGCUUGUGUUUGGAAAAUUUGCUAUGAAUAACAAAUUUUCUAAAUCGCCAUUGCUUGUAAAUGCUAUAAAAAGUUUAUUGUCAUAUCUAACGAAUAAGAAUGACACAACAGUGGUUAACCUUGUAACUGAUUUGAUUGGUUCAAUUAUCUAUAAUUUGGAAAAUUCUUUGGCUAACGGUGAUAUAUUGCGGCCUAUGAUUGACUCAUUUUGUCAAUUUAUCAAUCACUUAACGACACUUUACAAUGACGAUUACAACAGCUCUAGUGAACAUAAUCAUAUAAUAUUACAUUGUCUUGAAAUUCUUGUGUUGUUAAGAAGCAAAAAAUUAUUGAUCGCAAGUUUACUAUUUCAAAUACCUGAAAUGUUUCUCAACAAUCUAAUGGAGCGUGAAUGCGACUACACUAGCAUACCUGUUAGUGCAUGGACUGGAUUUUGCUUGAAAAACGUGUUUAUAUAUUCAAUAAAAUUGCUAAUUCACUCAGUAAAUUUAGGGUUUGAUAUAGCACACAAGUUAAUAGUUUUGUGCUUGAUGAUCAAAGAAACUUGUAGUAAUACGGUGUGUAAUUUACAUGGACACUUUAUAGAUCUAUUGGUAUAUGGAGUGAAAGACUACUUGAGUUUUGACGCCGAAAUAGAAGAUACCCAGACACUAUAUGAAUUGGUUGAGUUGAUGAAAAAUAAAGAGUACAGUAUAAGUGAUUCUUUCAAUUUUGAAUUACAAAAACAAUUAAUAUUGAGUGACAUACAACAGAUGGAUGAAUUGGUUGUCAAAAGUGGCAGCAAAGGAAUCCCUCUGCGCAUACCUGUGAACAUUUUAAGGGCAGAUUUGAGAAGCGAUGUUGUAAAUAGUUGCCUUAAAAUGUGUAACAGUCAAAGUAUUACAGCGGCUAUGGAUGGCAUUUGGGCUGACAGUAUUGCAAUUCUGCUAAGUAAAGAAUGGAAUGCACUGAAUAAAUCAUUCAAAAUAGAGCUGGACGGUGAAAUGCUGAGAUAUUACGAAUCAGCGAAUGCAGUGGAUAUUGUAGGUGGCAAAAAUAAGAAAAGGAACAAAAAUAUUGAUAUUUUUAGACAGCGUAAAAAUAUAAGCUCAAGAGCACCCUCAAAACAUGUUGAUGAUUUUGAAUUUGCGGUAAAAUUGGCAUCUUCACGUGGAAAAGGCAAUGCUGCUAAAUCAUUGAAGAUGGAGGCUAACGAGUGGAAAAAUUUUGUCAAUGACUGUAAAACUAUGAAGAUAAAAAUUGAAAAGAUAAUACAAGACCCUGAGAUGUUGAAAAAUGAUGAUGUUAGGGUAACACUAGCGGCUCUAUUGGAGAAACAUACUGGGGUGGCUAAGGCACUAGAAUUGAUUGGUGUCAACUUGGGAAAUUGA